CUAGAGCAUUCGAGUAACUAUUCUCCUCUGAAUUAUGCGCCACAAAAUACCUAGAACCGUACCGAAGAAGCAGGAAGCUAAUUCAAGGAAAUUACUUGAUUUACAUUGGUCGGUCACGAAGAUAUUGGAUAUUGGAUGGACCUUGAAAAGUCGUGCGACUUUCAAGCCUGAUCUCGUGAUGAGUUGUAAUUCCAGUGAAGGGUCUUCAGAGAGCGAUCGGGAAGGGAAAAAAAGUUGCAAAAAAUCAAAGACGAAGGAGAAUAAUGAAUUGAUGGAAGUAGAUGGGUUGGAAUACAAAAAUGAGGUUUACAUUCUCGGUCGAUCACGUCCACUUGAGGAUGACGAAGAGCUAGUUAUGGAUAAAAGUGCUUAUAGAAUGUUUUUCGAAUUAGAAGUGGAGUCUCCAAGUCUCAGUUUUGAUAUUAUAACGGAUAACCUUGGUUUUGAUCGCUGUGUUGAAGUUAAUGGUGAGGCUCACAGUGUUUGCCUCAUAUCGGGUACUGAGGCACCUAAAGAUAAUCAAAACAAACUUGUAAUCAUGCGUCUGUCCAAUAUGUUGCCGUUCAAAAGAAAGGAUUCUAAUGGAGACACGGAUUCUGAUUCAGAGGACGAAAGUGAUUCUGAAGGAGAUCUUGAUGCGGAACCUGAUGUUGAGGCGGCUACUAUCCUACAUCAAGGUGCAGUUAAUCGAGUCCGGGCCAGACAACAUAGGGGUCGAUACCUUGCUGCAUCCUGGUCAGAAAAUGGAUUGGUUAGCAUUUUGAGUUUUAUUUUUAUUUAGCAUAAUAUUGCAGUAUGGUGAUUCAGUAAAUAUACAACUAAGUUUACUCGUUCUCGUGUUGUCUCCUUAAAUAAAAAGCCAGUAAAAGCACAUACGUAGCUGUCAUUAUGCUUGAUAGAACUUAUUAGUAUAAUACAAUUGAUAUCAUUUAGUCCAUCAGUCAAUUAAUUGUAUACUCUUCUCCUAGCUCAACUACAAUUAUUAACAGUAGUCAGUCAUGGCAAUGAGUUGUUAUCGGUUGUACAAAACGUUUUGUUUUUUGACUGGGUACUCCUUCAGCUUCUAUGUAUCGAAGUAAUUCUAACAAUUCUGAUUACCACCUUUAACACGAGUAACUUGUUUAGUUCAAUUUUCCCAAAAAUAUUGGAGUUUGUUGUCAUUCUAUUUGUGAUCUUAUUUCAAGCUUGACAGAUUUGAACAAAAUAUGGAGACAACUAAUUUACUGAACUUAAGUUUAUGUACUCAACCGUAAGUCACUUAUGAUAUACAGGCCAGCGAUACUAUCCGAGUGCCUAAAUUGAGGUAAAUAAUAAACGGAAGUAUUGGACAGUUUACUGCUUGAAUCAUCUUCGGUGUUGAAAAGGAUAUACAUUUAUAAUUUUAUUGUCACUCAUGUGCAUCAAUAUAAAGACUUCAUUUAUUAAGCAUGUUUACUUUUCCCGUUUAUGCUAAAUACUAAUCCAAAAACCUUUGACGGAGGAGCUUUUUAGUUACAUAGUAUUGUUGUUUACCCAGCAAUCAGUUUGCCAUUUAUGAGUAUGAGUUUUCAAAUAAUCUUUCGAUCUGAAAAAUAUUUGUUGGUUUUAAGUAAAUCACAACACUAUCUUCCCAGAAUCUCAUUUUACGUACCAACGAUAUCAAAAGUUUCGGUGUUAUAUGUUGAGUGGUAAUAAACAUAAUUAAACGGGUAUCUGUAAAAGCUAGUUAACACUGGAAACCACUCUUGAUUCUGUUUCAAAAAGGGUUCAUGUAACAUUACCUUAUAGAGGAGAAAUAAAUAGUAUAAUUCCAAAGCUGAGGCUAAAACCAGCCAUCGAAAAACAUUAUGGUGCAGAAUUAGUUAUCAGAAAAACAAAACCCAUGCUUUCACAUAGGCCUAAAAACUGUAUACACGUCACGUCCCACUGUAUGUAUGAACUCACGUAUUUGCUGCCACAUUGGAAGUAGUCGAAUGUUACAAUCAAAGGUGAUGAAAUUUGUGCCUAAGUAGCCUAAUGAUCAGUCGGUCUCAAAUGCGUGGAUGGACGCAGGGAGUUGAGGACCAUGCUCGUCAAUUGCAAAACAGCUAAAACGGGUCUUAGAAAUCGACCUUGAAACAGCUAUUAACGCUGUUUAUAGAAAUUAUCUAGAGCUCAUUCUUGAGUUUGUAACAACUUUGUUUAUUAAGAUAUGCAAACUUUUAUGUGUACAGAAACAGUUUGUCUUGAUCUGAAAUCUGCCUUGGUAACCUAAUUCGUUUUAAGGUUAAGGUUGGUUCGACAACUUGUUCUUUUCAUAUCAGAUUAUUUUUUUCCCUUUAUUUCUAGCUAUCAUUUUAUGUUGAGCGGACGUUUAUUUAACUAAUUUCCAAUUUUCAUAUAAAAUGCUUUGAUAAGUAUGUGUGACUAGAUUUUUCAAAAUGUUUUACGCAAAGACAUCAUAUUUUUCAAAUGAACCCCGUCUUCUCAUCACACUUUCCAAGUUUAUAUGAGAGACUAACAAUUUUUAAGAGAGAAAUUAAAAUAAUUGCCGAAAUGUUCGUAAAUCGUAUGUGAUCACAAUGUUCAAAGCCACCUCAAAUAAUCCAACUGGCAACAAGCAAAAAUAAGAUGUUUAAUUUCAACCUUAACUCAAAGUCUACCAGCUGAUUGUCAGUUUUUUUUCACAAGCCUGUUUUUUUGUUACUCUCCAUAUCAGUUAUACCCAUGGAUUUUAAUCUUCAUGCUUUGUUGAUAUGUAUAUUACUCUUCAUUACUAUGUUGCAUUAGUACCGUUCUAAUCGUCCGAACUAAUGAACUGAAUUAGUGGUACUGUAAGUAGUUUUUGACAGAUUAGUUAAAUAAACCUACUAGAAAAUCCUGCUCGAUUCCCUUGUGCAUAUUUUUUGUGAUAUAUAUAUAUAAAGAAGUUGCUUGUAAAGGUAGCUGGAUGACGUAAAGUUUAUUUUUCUUUACUUCUUAACCACAAUCAUUUUCUCUCAUUUAGGUAUUCAUAUGGGAUUUAACCAGACCCCUUACAGCUGUAAAUGAUUCAGCUGUCAUGGCUGAUUAUGUACGUCACAAUGAAUCUCCUUCACCCUUAUUCACAUUUAAUGGUCAUGGUUCGGAAGGUUUCGCUUUGGACUGGGGUACUCAUACGAAUUCUUAUGGACAUUUAGCUACAGGAGAUUGUAAUGGUCGUAUUUAUCACUGGACACCUAGAGUAAGUAGGGUCCUCACUUUUUAUUAUUAGCAGUCGUUCGUUAUCCAUGAAUAACUUUGCUAUGAUGUGGUUAUAUCAAUGUAAGGGUUGAAGUUAUUAUCAUCAAUAAUGCUGUUUAUAUUUAUCGACAUUUUUGAAUUUUAAGUUUCUAUUCAAGUUAGUUUUACGAAACUGUAGGUAGAUUAUUUAUUUAUUCAUUUUUUAAACAUAUAAAGAUUGAUACAAGGAGGCACCAAACAUAUAUGCUCCACAUAACCACCCCGGUUAAAGUUCCGAACAUUUGCUUUUCGUUCUCACAGUUCCGUAAACAACACCCCCGCCACGAGAAGGCAGUGAGUUGGACUUCCCUGGCAGUGGUUGUAUGCACGUAGCCAUGUGAGAGCAUUUCGAGAAGGAGAGCUGACUCUCUCCACUCUCGGCCGUACCAAGGCAUUGGGGACGGAUAUACACACGCUAUUUCUGUACAAUCCAAUACUUUGAAUCCCAUGAUUUUUAAACUCGAAUACUUUGUUGUUACCUGAAUAAUUUUAAGAGGCUAAUGUGGGAAUACAAUCAACAUAUAAAAGAGAGAAUUCUCUAAGUGAGGUUUCAGGUAGGAUUGUAGCUCUGUGGCUUUAUCUUUUGAGUAGAAGCUUUAUUUUCACUACUUUUUCUGUCCUCUUAGUACAUUAGUGCGUCUCCCAGAUUAAUAAAACAUAUACAUGGCAUCUUUGUUAAUUUGUAAUUUGUUGCAAACAAAAAAACAUUUCUUAAUUUUUUGGUUGUUGGACUACGAUGACCUUUCUAGUUAUGUGUGUUGGCGGUGGUAUGGUUGAUGAGAUCAAUCUACGCAUAGUGAAAACUGGAGCAGGUUAUGCAGAUUUGGCUUCCUCUUAGCUCCGCCGUGCUGUUAGUGUAGCUGCAAAACGUCACGUCUUUAAGGCGUUUUUGACAGCAGCUCCAUGCUUGCAAAAACUAACCUCUCUGAGUUUAGGAUUUUCGGCGAUUUUGUAUUCGAUCGUUUUUGUCUCUCAAGGAUUGCUUACAUUCAUUGGCUACACCAUGUUGGUAACCCAGAAGUUCAUCAAUACGUGUUCAGGCACAGUGGCGAUAACUCAAUUGAUGUCAACAUCCUGAAAUCUAGACUUGGGAUAUGUUUACGAAUGUCAUCCCUGUGACUUUCACAUUGUGCAGGAUUUACCAACUGUGGGACUGGUUGUGAAAAGCUGGGAGCUGUUCACUGAAUGAAAUCGUGCUGUGAUAUGAAAGAAAUUUGUAUAGGACUGGACUAAAGCUUCUAACCACACGAUUAAGAGAUGCGUAAAAUGUGGCAAUCAAAAACGCAAAAUAAUCUUGAAUAUGGUACUGUGAUUAUGAAAAUAUAUGGCGGGCAUGCAUUACAAAGCAGGAUACGUGAGUUGUCUACAGAAUCUUUCGUAUUAGUAUAAAUCAGAUAAGGAUGCUUCCUAAAAUGGAUAUAUAAAGGUUACUUACAACAACAUAGGAUAAACUAUUUGAUAACGAAUAGCUGUGUCGAAACUACAAAGGUAGACAACAAUCUAAAAUGGGAAUGAAGAGCGCUAGAAUGGAAACUGUUACAAUAAAAUAAAUGUUCAAUGAGUACACUAGAAUUGGAAACAAGUGUUAUGAAUGUAAAGAAUAUGCAAUGACAGUGAUAGAUAAAUUGAAGUUUAUUAGUUCGUAUAAAUACUUGGAUUAUUGAAACAUAUAUAAGCGAACAAUAUUUCUUUCAAUUAGAUCCUCAUCAGGACAUGCUCUAAUAUAUGGUAAUAUUUAUGUACAUUUGCGAAAUUAUUAAACCAAUUAAGGUGGUUUAUAAGUGAUAACAGUGGAAUAGAUAGACAUAAACAAAUGUAAUAAAAAACAAAGUACAAAUUGAUAGUGUGAUGAUAAGAAUAACAAAGGUUUGAGUCAGUGUUUCAUUAUAGGAAAUAGAUCAAUAACUUGGAAAAUAUAUACACUGAAAUAACAUUCACUGAGAAUUAUAAGACUACAUAAUAAGAAGUGUUCAGAUAAUCGGACAAUGAAGUGUAUAUUUGAAGAAAAAAAGGGAGUAAAGAAAACUAAGCGAAUAAGGAGUAUGGAAAACAACAAUAAGUAAAAUCUCUUGUUAUGGCUAAUUCGGCCAAGGAAAAUAUAACGGUGUUACAGAUUUCUUAUAAAUACAGAGGUUUAUUAGCUCGAAUCCCCCAUGGCUUCUGCUAUGUGUAAGGAACGUGAUCGAACCCCAUAAGGAAAACUAGUAAGAAUAUGGUAAAUCACUCUGAGUGACUUAUUUUUAUCUAAUUCAUGACCGCUAUCGAUCAAGUGUGGUAGAAAGGAACUGCGUAUUGUUUUGACGAUAUCCUGUCCUAACUGCGAAGGGAGAUGAAAUAUUACACAACUGUAAGACACAUUAACGUCAAAAGAUAUUAUAGUUGAAACUGGUUACUGAUUAUUAGCAAGUAGUGUAAUGUUAUGUAAUGUAAAGUUUUACACAAAAGGAAUUUGGCAAAAUAGAAAACUCAGAAUCAACAAGUGAGAUUUGUUGGUUCAUCACAGCUCUGAAGUGUCCGUUAGUUCAAUAGAUUAUCAGCCAUUUCCCGGAACAGAACCUAGUGGUGAUCCUUCUGUAGUUUAAGUUCAUAUUUUUAAAUGUGAGACGAACUUUUUAAACUAAAAGAAUUCUGAAUUAUCUCGUUUGGAUUUUUCACUGAACUAUGUCUCCUGUUGAUUACUAUUUCGUUAACUAUUUUAUUCACUUAUUUAUUUUUUCUCGUCAAACGCACAACCUUUUUCCUCUCAAUUUUGUCUAUGCUUUGCGUAGCGCAUCCUCUUCUUUAUGCCUUACUGUACCAGUUUUUAUGACCUUAAAGAUAUUUGUGUGCAGUUAAUCAAGGCCACACAAAUCCCAGAAUAUUGGAAUUAUCUUUAAAACUAACAAAUUAGGAAAUAUCAUAGAAACAUUUGAGUGAACAACCGAUGUAUGUUCAUAUCUUAAAACUGGGAGUUUAUCACCCACAACAGGAUGAAAUGCCCAGUUUGGAUAUGAUAAUCCAUGUCAAUAAGUCGUUUAUAAACAAUUUUUUUUUUUAAUGUGUAGUUAAUAAUAAGUUAUCUGAUAUAUGUUUAGACCAAAAAACGUUCUUGACACUGUCAACACAGCGAUUUGUUUUGAGAAUCGUUGUGGUAACAAACACGUCAAAGGACAGUUUGAUGGGAUUUGUUUAUUUAAGAAGCCAUGUACUGUAAGUUAGCCGUGUCAUUCAACCGACGACGUUUCAAAUCAUUCCAUAAAGUUCAAUUUUCAUCUUCACUAACCUUUAGUUUUGGAGCUUAAACGUUCUUUACAGUAGCAACAAUUUUGAUAUCAAGUUUAUUCUUGGUAGGGAGUUGUGAUCCUGCUAUCAACCAUUAUGCCUAACGGUCGAACCUAAUCCAGUUACUACUCUCCGGACACCUAAAUAGUACGACUAUAAUUUACACAAUUAAUCUGCCUCAUAAUAUUGUAUACCAAUCUACGUGAAUUUGUUGAUCUACAUUCAUUUAUUGAACAUAUUGAUGGGAGUAUAUAAUUUUUAGUUUAAUACUUUUAUUGAUUAUUCUCUGAAAAUGUUUGAAAUAUCCCUGUUAAUUACUGACCAUUUACUUUCUAGUUACUAAGUUUUCAUGUAAACUUGGUCAUAAAUCAAUGAUAAACCCGUGUCGAUGUGAAACAGUUGUUCUUUGAUGUUAUUUGUAGUAUGUUUUUUAGGUUGUAAACUUGAACACCAGUGUUAUCUGGGUCUCCAGCAUUUCCAGCUAUUUAUGCACUAACUGCACAUUGCGUCAAAGUAACCAAUAAAGUCUUCUGACUGGGCUGUAUCAAAUAGAGCUUAUUUAGGUCAUACAGAUUCAGUUGAAGAUAUUCAGUGGUCUCCUACGGAACCAACUGUAUUUAUCUCUGUUUCUUCGGAUCAUAGUAUACGUGUUUGGGAUGUUCGCGCACCAAUAUCGAGUGGAAGCAUGCUUACAGUCCCAGAAGCCCAUCCAGCUGAUAUAAAUGUUGCUUCUUGGAAUAAGUUGCAAGCUCUUAAUUUGCUAACGGGGGGAGAUGAUGGAACUUUAAGAAUAUGGGAUUUACGAUUAGUUUACAGUUGUUACAGUGGCAAAAAGUCAAACUAUGGAUCUGUACCUGCUUAUACGCACUUAUUUGAU
Molecule: messenger RNA, 7357 nt
Organism: Schistosoma haematobium
Lineage: Eukaryota; Metazoa; Platyhelminthes; Trematoda; Strigeidida; Schistosomatidae
Product: Glutamate-rich WD repeat-containing protein 1
Exons: 3
Coding region: 35-781 (248 amino acids)
Molecular function (GO): protein binding
Source: RefSeq, a predicted model, not a curated record